This is a messenger RNA of Drosophila kikkawai, 786 nucleotides long. RefSeq names its product Mitochondrial rRNA methyltransferase 2 (gene Mrm2). NCBI's taxonomy places the organism in Eukaryota, Metazoa, Arthropoda, Insecta, Diptera, Drosophilidae. The record is from RefSeq and is a predicted model, not a curated record. Gene Ontology annotation, cellular component: mitochondrion. Gene Ontology annotation, biological process: RNA methylation. Gene Ontology annotation, molecular function: rRNA (uridine-2'-O-ribose)-methyltransferase activity.
UGUUCACAGUUAUCGAUAAAUUACACAAUGCGGCUGGUUUUUACGGGUAAUUUUGUUUUUAAACGCCUGCUCCACGCCAAUGUCGGCGCGAACAAUGCAAAACAGCAACCGCGAAACCUCAAGGGCCGCAGCAAGAGCUCCCAGGAGUGGCUCACCCGCCAGCUGGCCGAUCCGUACGUGGAGAAAGCCCGGAUGAUGAACUACCGCUGCCGGAGUGCCUUUAAACUCCUGGAAAUCGACGAUAAAUACGGGAUCCUGCGACCUGGAGACACGGUUCUGGACUGUGGAGCUGCUCCAGGCAGCUGGACCCAGGUGGCGGUGGAGCGGACCAACGCAAAUGGCAAACAAGAAAAAGCGCCACUGGGCGCGGUAUUCAGCAUCGACCUGUUGCACUUCCAUGCUGUGCCCGGAGCCACAAUCUUCGGCGGCAUGGACUUUACCACCUCCAAAGCACAGCAGCGAUUGCGGGAAUCCCUGAACGAGCGAAGGGUCAACUGCGUGCUCUCCGACAUGGCGCCCAAUGCCACGGGCGUGCGGAUGCUGGACCAGGAGAGCAUCACAAACCUCUGUUACGAGGUGCUCCGCUUCGCAUUGGCCAUGUCCGCGCCGCAGGCCCAUUUGGUGGUCAAGGUGUGGGAUAACGGAGACGUACCCAAGCUGGAGCGUGACAUGCUGCGCUUUUAUGAGAAGGUGAAGCGUGUUAAACCGCGCGCCAGCCGUGGUGAUUCUGCGGAGCAUUUCCUAGUGGCCAGGGGAUUUAAAGGCCCUGUAGAUAGUAGUACCUAA